Messenger RNA from Notechis scutatus (mainland tiger snake), 4967 nucleotides. NCBI's taxonomy places the organism in Eukaryota, Metazoa, Chordata, Lepidosauria, Squamata, Elapidae. The record is from RefSeq and is a predicted model, not a curated record.
CGACGUACACACAUUAAGCCGAGAGCCGGCCAAGGGUGGGCUGUUCGUGCGCCUCUUGCUGCCGCUAGCCCGCCCGCCCGCCCUUGCAGACGGGCUCUUGCGCUCUUCCGCGGAGCAGAGUCGCAGCCAUGAAUCUGGGAGAUGGUUUAAAGCUUGAAACAGAAAUACUGGAUGGAAAACCUAGACUGAUAGUGGCUCCUUGUGUAAGUCAGUCGAAACCAGGCAUAAGGAUAUGUAAUAAAAACAAGAUUUUAAAAUACACGACGAGAUCAAAACCAAAUGGGCAUAUUCUGAAAUCAGUGCAAACAUCCUGUGAGAAGAAUGAAUGUUUAACAAAACAGAAAACCAGAUCAAGAUUUUCAGUGACCAAAGGUAGUAAACAUCCUGAAACUGUGAUGUUUACCAAGGAUUUAUCGAAGGGACCUUGUAAUAAAGAUGAUGCUUUUAUAAUCCAAAAAGACAAUACAACUUCAAAGCCAGAUAAUGUCAGAAAUUCAAUUAAGAAACCUUUGGCAUGCAACAAGAAAUUUAAAAAGCAUUCUCUUUCUGUUGAGGAUCGAAGGGACAAUUUGGUAUGUUUAACACAAGAGCAGCUGGAACAGAUUUUAAUGGCAGUAAAAGAAGGAACCCAAGGAGCCACUCAGGUUCUGGCAGAAAAGAAAGGAGAUGCAAACACAAAAAUUCUGGAUAAUCCGACUUCAGAAGAACAUGUAAUGGGAUUGCUUCAGAAAGUUGGUGAUGCUCCAUCUCUUUCAAGUGAAAGUAGUUUCUGUUUAAAAAAAAACCAAGGAUUAUCUAGACAUGCUGAACAGAAAAUAAUAACGAAUUCUUGGAAGCCAGCUGACAUAUUUAGUACUCUGGGAGAACGAGAGUCAGAUAAAAUCUUGUUAGAUGCUAAGAAAUCUCAGUGGAAGAAAGAACUAGAUGAACAGGUAGCUUUAAAGAAGAAACUAAAAGAAACUUUGGAAGCAGAGUCCAGAUACCACCAGCGGCAGGCAAUUGAUACAGUGAAGAGAUGCUUAGAAAAAGGACAAAAGAUGAUGUCAUCAGACAACUUGACUCCUGCAGCAGAAGAUCUCAAUAGUCACAGAAUUUCAACCACUGAGCCUAGUGAAACUUCUCCCAGUGUGUCCAGUGGUCGAACUGAGCAGUUCUCUAGUUUCAGUUCUCCUGAUUUGCCAGCUGCUAUCCGAACAGCUUUUGUGUUAGGGGAAGCAACACCAAUAGAGCAUCCUUUUAGUGCUGUGAAACGUGAGCAACAGAAAAAAUGGCUUGAAGAGCUUGAUAAGCAAAAGGAAGCUGACAAGCUGCGAAAGAUGGAAGAAAAAUGUAAUUUUUUGAAGGGUGAAGAGCAUGACAAAUGGACAAUGCAUUUUGAUUCUUUCAAGAAUCAUAUGAAUUCGUUUAUACAAUAUCCUUUAAAUACAACAUAUCAAAAGACUCCUGAGGCUGUACAGCUCUCCCAUGACCAUACAGCUUGUUCAUCUUCGUCUUGCCUCACACCUACAGAGAUAGAGAUUCCAGGAAAAGCAGUUGGAAACUAUAUUUCAGAGCCAAAUCAAAAAGCCAGUUUCCUUCGUUCAAUGACUGCUCUUCUGGAUCCUGCUCAGAUUGAGGAACGAGGAAGACGACGACAAAAACAAUUAGAACAUCAGAAAGCUAUAAUGGCUCAAGUGGAAGAAAAGCGAAAAAAGAAACAGGUAGAAGAGGAACAAAGAAGAAUGGAAGAACAAGAAGAAGAGCACCGGCUUGCCAGAGAACAGGAAUUGAUGAAGAAACAGUUUGAAGAAGACCUGCUAAAGCAAAAACUAAAAGAGGAAAUCAUGACCCUUAAAACAAAUGAGUUGUAUCAAACAAUGCAGAAAGCUCAAGAAUUAGCUCAAAGAUUAAAGCAAGAGCAGCGGAUUAAAAGUUUGGCUCAGAAAGGACAUGACACUUCAAAACUGCAAAAGAACCUUGGUGAUACAACUAAGGAGAAUAAUUACACUGACUUGAAUGGGGUUUUGGAGACUCCUAAUUAUCAGAAGCACUGUUUUUCAGAGACUAACAAUGAAACAAAUGAGAGAAAGAAAAGUAAUUUAUCUCCUCAGAAAGACACAGCUGUGCAGACAGAGUUUGCAAUCACUGAUUUUCCCACUGAUUCUGAAAUUUCCCCUACACCAGCUGGGGAAGGAAGAAUGGACUGUGCAUCUCCAGAUGUUGCUGUAGAAUAUAUAAUGGACUUCAGCAAUAAAAGAAGCAAGAAAGAAGAACAAUAUCUAGAUAAAAAGAUUUCAGAAAAAGAGAAUAUUAUCAGCUGUUGCAGUCGCUAUGAACAGUGUCCCCCAAAGCAGAAACAUCCGAAGGCAGGGGGAAAAAAUGGGGAAAAGAUGGACUGGAACAUAAACAAACCUUGCAAAAGGUAUAUUCCGGCCUCUGAGAAGUAUCCCAGACUCCAGCAAAAGCAGAGGGAAGAAAAGAAAGCACAGCGACAAAUGGCAUUGCUUCAGUUGGUUGAAAGAAACACCCCUGGUAAUCUUUGCAAGAAAAAUGGGGUUUCCCCAGAUAGAGCCCUCUCACCUCGCCAGGAAGAUGAGGUCAAAAGUAAAGAAGAACAAUUCUCAAAAAAAUUGUUUGAACAAAGAUCUGACUCUCCACCUGUUCCAGCAGUUAAAAACAGAUUACAGCAACAACUAAAGACUUCUGAUUUCCCAGUUCAUAACAGCAAAAAUGGAAGCCCAAAAAGUAUUUCUACAGAUCAGCAUCGGUGUGAAAGGCCUCUUCCAACUGCUGAAGCUGAAAGGCCUCCUUCAUCUCAUUUUGUUCCUUACGUGCGAACAAAUGAAAUAUAUUACCUUGAUCCAGAUGCACCUUUGACUAGGCCCUCCACGCAUGAGCCACAAUACCAAGAGCUGAAUGAUACUUACCAUAAACCACGACAGGUUUUUAGCUCUGAUCACAUAAGGGAUCCUCUUUUUAAUCCUAAUACGGUGAGAGACAGGCAGCAAGCCAUACUCAAAGGACUUUCAGAGCUGCGAGAGGGGCUCCUCCAGAAGCAGAAAGAACUGGAGACAUGCCUUAUUCCAAGUCUUACGUCUCAAGAAGAAAACUUUAUUUUACCACUUUAAGUAUUUCAGCUAUGAUGAAUGGAUGUUUUGCUGUGUUGGCACUUUAUACUGUAAUUAUGAACCAAGUUUGUAGAAUAUGGACUUUUGUAUAUUUGGGAUAAAGUUUCAGUAAUUAAAAAUUUUAUUUCACAUGAAAUUAUAUGAUAAUGUGACUUGUUUACACAGUAUUUGUGUACCUAAUUUAAAUUUUAUGUAUUUAGCAUGAGAAAUAAAAUACUUGAAUUUUCAAUAUCCAAUGGCUACCUGAGUUGCAUUUUAAUUGACAGUGUAAGCAGUGAUUCAGAUACAUCAACCCAUGUUUAAUAGCUGUUCCUAUAAAAAAUCUUAAAGAAUUUUAAACAUACAGCAAUUUUGUGCUUAUAUGGAGUUAAUAAGCAAGGGCAUAAAGAACUCCCAGGCUGUGACCUGUAUGAACAGAACCAUAAUGAAUGCCAAGUAAUUAUUUUACAAUAAAAUGUUAAGACGCUUUAUAAACAUUGCAUUGUACAUGUGUCAUGCUUUACAUAUAUUUAAAAUGAAUUGUGAAGCAUAUAAUUCUACAGGCAAAAAUCACAACUCAAUUUUAACUAAAAUGGUUUCAACUAAAAUAUCAGAAUUUAGAAAACAUGCCAAAUAAUGCAAACUAUUAGAACAUGCUGUUGAGUUUUUGCACAAUUUAGAAGAUAAUCCUAUUUUCCAUUGUAAUACUAGCUUUUUCAUUUCAUUAUUUUUCAGGAGACUUUUAGCAAUUUCUAAAUGCAAAUUAAUAUAGUUACAGUUACAUCUGAUGACUUGCAAAAUAAGCCUCACUGUAACAUGGUUUCUCUCCCACCUGGCAAUAAAGUUAAUAAAUUAAGAAGAAUAUACAAUAGUGUUCACCAAUUAAUAUUUUUGCCUGAAUUAAAAACUGAUGUGUAUUUUAUCUCUAUGUCAGGACUCCAACAAAUCCACCCCCAUUCAAAUCAUGUCUCUAGCCGCAUCUCUCAGAAAAAAUAAAAUUGAUUAGAAGUGGCCAUGUUGGCGUUAGCUGGAUGCAGCCGAUACUAAAAUACAUCAUUCAUUUGCCCCUUGACCCUGGUCGUCCCCCCAUCUCCUGGAUGUAUAUUCUCCAAUGGAACACAUCCAUAGCCAAGAAUCAUCAAUUAUGCUCUCCAAUAAUAUUAUUGCGCUCCAACAACUUUGGGCUGUCAGGGCGAUUCUCUAGGCACUUAAAGAAUGCACUGUUUUCCCCUGCUCCCUUUUUCUGGCAGCUAGAAAGAGCAAAGGAGUAUCUUUUUAGUUGACAUUCUACUUUCUGCACUGAAUAUUUAUUGUAGAAGAAUAGAAUUCAUGGCAAGUUGCUUCGAUUAAUUCCUUCUCUUAAACAUUAAUCCCUAAUUAAAAUCAUGGCUUAGCAUUUAAUCUGAAUCAAACAUUAAAAUGACCCACACCAAUUACAAUUAGAGCAACUAUCAUAUCUAUGAAAAUCUAAACGCUCAAUUCUGCAAUCUUUCAAGAUACCUGUCAGAUUUCUUCUGAGGGAAGCAUCUUUUUGGAAGAAGAAACCCAACCUUACUUUCAUCUUACCAGCCUCAAACAGUCUUUCACAACCCUGGGAAGUCACUAGAGGGGCAGGACUACACCUCAUACCUUCCAUCACCCACGUACCCACCCCCAACAGCAAACUUCAAAACCAUCCCAACAUGGAACAAGGGAUUGAGUACUUAAGAUGUAAUGGAGUCCACAUAAUAGACAUUACAGAAUACAAGCAGUUCCUGGAUUGUGAAUAAAUUCCAUUCCCUAAAUCUGUCGUUAACCAAAUUUCUAUUUAAGUUAGAAUUUGUACUGCCUAUUAAUGGAGGACAGCAAUGACCUCAAGAACCACUGAAAACAGGCUGUAUA